Messenger RNA from Musa acuminata AAA Group (dessert banana), 2338 nucleotides. Its product is annotated as serine hydroxymethyltransferase 4-like. NCBI's taxonomy places the organism in Eukaryota, Viridiplantae, Streptophyta, Magnoliopsida, Zingiberales, Musaceae. The transcript has 6 exons. Gene Ontology annotation, molecular function: glycine hydroxymethyltransferase activity; pyridoxal phosphate binding; serine binding. The record is from RefSeq and is a predicted model, not a curated record. Gene Ontology annotation, cellular component: cytoplasm. Gene Ontology annotation, biological process: tetrahydrofolate interconversion; L-serine catabolic process; folic acid metabolic process. Bases 320 to 2143 code for a protein of 607 amino acids.
CGCAGUAUUUUUGGUUGUCUUGUUUGCUAGACUUUUGCCACCAUGAAUCUGCAUACCUGAUGCCUAAACUAUUCUCCGAUGGUAAAUGGUCUCCGAGUUGCUACAUGAUGGCGAGGAGCAGCAGGGCAAAGCAUCUUGUCUUCAUCAAUUGCAAGUUAUAGUGUCAACUGCAGAUGAGUUUCUUGAUUCAGAACUCCUUAUAUUUCUUACAGUGCGUUGUUGUUUUGAUGUCUGUGCAGUUGAUUAUAAUCGACAGAGCAAGAAUCUUCCCAGCAACAGUUGCAGUUAAUGGGUACAGACCUGCACCUUCAGGCGGGGAAUGAAUGGCGAAAGAGAAGGUGCAGAGGAGGAAUCACCCAGCUCAUGCCAGACCCCAGGAAACGCCAAGGUUCCCCUGGCACCUCAACAAAAGCCUGAAGACGAGGCCAUGUCGCUCUUAGUACGGACCAUGGACAUCUUCCACAUGUAUCUAACGUUCAACGUGACCACAUGCAACAAGGUGACGAGCAUCCUGUGCACCACCACCGCGCUCCCAGUAACAAGCGCAGAAACAUCCUCACACUUGCAGUCCAUGUGGCCUCAGACCCUCGACCCCUCCUCCCACCUUAUAAAGCCCUCUUCUCCAUUCCCCCACUCCCGACUACGUCCGUCUCUUCCUCCGCUCCGCUUCUCCUUUCCAUCCUCUUCUCCUAUUCUCCAACGUGUCCGCCUCGCCGCCGCCUCCGCCAUGGAGUCAGUCGCCGAGUGGGGCCUCACCCCUCUGUCCGCCGUCGACCCGGAGAUCCACGAUCUCAUCGAGCAUGAGAAGCACCGCCAGUCCCACGGUAUCGAGCUCAUCGCCUCCGAGAACUUCACCUCCUUCGCCGUCAUCGAGGCCCUCGGCAGCGCCCUCACCAACAAGUACUCCGAGGGCAUGCCCGGCAACCGCUACUACGGUGGCAAUGAGCACAUCGACGCCAUCGAGAACCUCUGCCGCUCCCGCGCCCUCGCCGCGUUCCGCCUCGACCCUGCCAGGUGGGGCGUCAAUGUCCAGCCCUACUCCGGCAGCCCCGCCAACUUUGCCGCCUAUACCGCCCUUCUUAACCCCCACGACCGCAUCAUGGGCCUCGACCUCCCCUCCGGCGGCCAUCUCACCCACGGAUACUACACCUCCGGGGGAAAGAAGAUCUCCGCCACCUCCAUCUACUUUGAGAGCCUGCCCUACAAGGUCAGCUCUGUCACCGGCUACAUCGACUACGACAAGCUCGAGGAGAAAGCUCUCGACUUCCGCCCUAAGCUCAUCAUCUGCGGCGGGAGCGCGUAUCCUCGAGACUGGGACUACGCAAGAUUCAGGUCCAUUGCUGACAAGUGCGGCGCAUUGUUGCUGUGCGAUAUGGCUCACAUUAGUGGCCUCGUGGCCGCUCAGGAAGCUGCAAAUCCCUUUGAGUCCUGUGAUGUGGUUACAACCACCACUCACAAGAGUCUCAGAGGACCGAGAUCCGGCAUGAUCUUCUUCAGGAAGGGCCCUAAGCCUCCAAAGAAGGGACAGCCAGAAGACGCUGUCUAUGAUUUCGAAGAUAAAAUCAACUUUGCUGUGUUCCCAGCCCUCCAAGGUGGUCCUCACAAUCACCAGAUUGCUGCUUUGGCUGUUGCAUUGAAGCAGGCAACUUCACCUGGAUUCAAGGCCUAUGCCAAGCAGGUCAAGGCCAAUGCGGUUGCUCUUGGAAACUAUCUGAUGAGCAAGGGAUACAAACUGGUGACAGACGGAACUGAGAAUCAUCUUGUCCUUUGGGAUCUCCGACCUCUUGGCUUGACCGGAAACAAGGUUGAGAAACUUUGUGAUCUUUGCAAUAUCACCGUCAACAAAAAUGCUGUUUUUGGUGACAGCAGUGCAUUGGCUCCUGGAGGUGUACGAAUUGGUACUCCUGCCAUGACCUCAAGGGGCUUGAUUGAGAAGGACUUUGAGCGGAUAGCAGAGUUCCUUCACCAGGCAGUAACCCUUUGUUUGAGCAUUCAGAAGGAACAUGGGAAGCUGCUGAAGGACUUUAACAAAGGCUUGGUGAACAACAAGGAUAUCGAGGAACUCAAGGCAGCGGUGGACAAGUUUGCUUCCUCAUUCCACAUGCCUGGCUUUCAUAUGUCUGCCAUGAGGUACAAGGAGUAGGCAGCUAAUCACAUCCAAGAUCUGCUCUUUUGGUUUUGCAGUUGCAGAUCUUUUCUUUUUGUUCCAGCUAUUUUCUUUUCUCUAUGAUGUGCCAUUGGAGGUAGCAUAUUUCUUUAACCUAAGAAUGGAUUCCAUGUUCUGAUUCUAGGUCAUGGUUCUCUGGUAAUAAACUUAAUUUAGCGGUCUGUUGAUUCA